AAUGCGUGGAGUAACCGCUUUCAACAAAACAACGUGAUAAAAAGAUACUCCCCUCUUCUUCUCACUUGCGAAACUGCUACCUACAACUCCUGCACUAAUCCAACACGCCUCUCUCUCUCUCUCUCUCAAUCAAUCCAAGAUUUCCCUUUCAAUCUGAAGUAUAAAUUCGGAGAAUUAACAUCAAACCCAGAUUCAGAUCAGGAGUUAUAUAUAUCCAGAACCGAAGAAGGAAGCAGAAGAUGUGUUGUGGGACGAGAGUGUGUUGUUUCUGUGUGUGUCUGGUACUUCUGGUGAUCGCGAUUGGAAUGCUGUUCGGAUUCGGGGUGUUCAAACACGGGUUCCACAAGUUGAAGGACACAUUGCAUGACUGCGACGCCGGCGCCUGCGGGCGGCCAUUCUUGGGUUUCGGCGCUCCCCCACCUUAUUAGGGAUUCUGAUUCAUCUCGAUCAAGUGAUUGUUCUUUCAGUUAUUUUUUUCACCUUUUUCUUGCUGGAUUAUACUUUUGUGUCAGGUAGAUUAUUAUUUGAUGCGUUUCAGUUGAGCUUGGGAAUGUUGCAGGCAGAUGUAGCAGCUGCUGAUUAUUUGGAUAACUUUAUAUUAUAAGUAAUUUCUCAUUUUUUACUUUGAGUGAUAUUUAGUGGUUUUGUGAUGAA
Molecule: messenger RNA, 654 nt
Organism: Sesamum indicum (sesame)
Lineage: Eukaryota; Viridiplantae; Streptophyta; Magnoliopsida; Lamiales; Pedaliaceae
Source: RefSeq, a predicted model, not a curated record